Molecule: messenger RNA, 519 nt
Organism: Hydatigera taeniaeformis
Lineage: Eukaryota; Metazoa; Platyhelminthes; Cestoda; Cyclophyllidea; Taeniidae
Source: the annotation of a GenBank genome assembly
AUGCUUAUACUUAUAUACCGCUUGAUUGGUCCCACCGGUCCUGCGUCAGGCGUCGCGCUGUUGGUGGGUGGCAAGACGGGAGUGGAGGUGGUGAUGCGGGCAGGCAGUUUGCGCAACUUUAAUUUGAAGGAAGGUGGUACUAGCCUUGUCCAACUCCAAGCCUUAUUCCACGACACAAGCGAGGUCUAUCGCCUGCGAAUUCUACGAGACCUCCGCCUUCUCUUAGCUGUGCCUUCUCUAGAGGACAACUACUUCUCCACCAGUCAACAAUGGCGCCAGCAUGAGUUGGACACUCCAUGUAAAAACCCACAGUUCCGUGUCUUCAAACCCCUCAAAUUCACUCCUGAGGGAAGUUUGGUGUGUGUGGCAUUUCCGCAAUCCGAGAACACAUUUACAGCACACGCUGACAGUAUCGUACUGCGCUCCACCGGAGUGGGACUCUUGGUGUCCCAUUUCGCCUCCGACGUCCCGCUCAGCAGAGCAGUGCUUGCCGUUGAACGCCUCAAGCUUUUUGCUUAG